CAAGAACCCAUAAUUUUGUACUUUUUAACAGCUACAUGUGGUCAGAUGUUAGCAUUAAGUACAACGUGAGUGUGUGCGAGAGCUGUAGUGACUGUGUUUGCUUGUGUCGCUGCCUUAAUGACUCAGUCGGUUGUUGUUCAGGUGGGACAGUGUGGGAACCAGGUUGGAUGCAGGUUUUGGGACCUGGCUUUGCGUGAACACGCUCAUGUCAACAAAACAGGAGUGUAUGAUGAAGCUCUCAGUAGCUUCUUCAGGAAUGUGGACUCCAGGAAAGCUGAUAGUGGAGCCUGUGCUGUAGGAGGGAGAAUCCAACAUCUUAAGGCCAGAGCUGUGCUUGUGGACAUGGAGGAGGGUGUGGUCAACGAGAUCCUCCAGGGUCCACUGAGGGAGGUGUUUGACAGCACGCAGCUCCUCACAGACGUGUCGGGUUCAGGCAACAACUGGGCAGUUGGUCACAUGACUUACGGCUCAGCCUACAGGGAGCAGAUUGUGGACAAACUUCGAAAGGCGGCAGAGCACUGUGACUGUCUGCAGUGCUUUUUCCUCAUUCACUCAAUGGGAGGAGGCACUGGUUCUGGUUUGGGUACCAGAGUGCUGAGCCUGUUAGAGGAGGAGUUCCCAGAUGUUUGUCGAAUCGUCACUUCAGUCUAUCCAUCUGCAGAGGACGAUGUCAUCACCUCACCUUACAACAGUGUCCUGGCCAUGAAUGAGCUCACAGAAUACGCCAACUGUGUUAUUCCUGUGGAAAACCAGUCAUUGGUUGACAUUGUAAACAAGAUCAAACACAUGUCUGAUGGUGGAAUGGCAGGGCCAGUAAUCAAAAAAGACAGCACGAUCAUCUCUGGACGCGGCGGGACCAGUGGCAUGGAGAAACCAUUUGAUGCUAUGAAUAACAUUGUUGCUAACUUGCUGCUCAACAUAACCAGUUCAGCGCGCUUUGAAGGUUCUCUCAACAUGGAUCUAAACGAGAUUGCCAUGAACCUGGUGCCUUUCCCUCGGUUACAUUACCUGAUGCCCAGCCUCACUCCACUCUACACACUGGCAGAUGUUAAUGUUCCAACCAGAAGACUGGACCAGAUGUUCAGCGAUGCCUUCAGUAAAGACCAUCAGUUAAUCAGAGCUGACCCCAAACACAGCCUCUACCUGGCCUGUGCCCUCAUUGUGAGGGGCAAUGUGCAAGUGUCUGACCUUCGCAGGAACAUUGAAAGACUCAGGCCAUCACUUCCCUUUGUCUCCUGGAACCAAGAAGGCUGGAAGACAGGUCUGUGUUCAGUUCCUCCUGUGGGUCACUCACACUCUUUGUUGGCUCUGGCCAACAACACCUGCGUCAAGUCCAGAUUCAUUGAUCUGAGAGAACGUUUCACCAGGCUCUACAGGAAGAAGGCACAUCUACAUCACUACCUUGAUGUAGAAGGCAUGGAGCAGAGCUUCUUUUCAGAGGCCGUCACCUCUCUCUCCUCACUGAUUGAAGAGUAUAAUCAACUGGAUGCCACUAAAAACAAAGUCAUUCAUGAUGCCCCCAGACUGAGCAUCGCUACAUGAAGAAACUCAUUUAUUUAAAAUGGAAAAGACUUUUCAAAGAUCUUUUGUACUUUCAUAGUUUUCCAUAUUUAUUGUCUUUGUUGUUUAUUUUAUAUUUUUACCUGAAUAAAUAUUUUCUACUGUGUGUUAUAGCUGGGUUUGUGUGUUAUAAGUGCGUAGUAUUCAAUUGCAUGUUUAACUUGUCUCAGUCUUGCAUUUUUAAAUAAUCAAUGGAUUAACCCAUAAUGAGAGAAACUAAACUUAAUAACAUAUCCAUAGUUUUGGCUUGUUUUUCAGUGCUUCUACUCUUCUCACUACUGCUGAUGACCUCUUCUUUAUUUUUUCUCUAUGAAACUAAUAGUGUCGGUU
Molecule: messenger RNA, 1890 nt
Organism: Cynoglossus semilaevis (tongue sole)
Lineage: Eukaryota; Metazoa; Chordata; Actinopteri; Pleuronectiformes; Cynoglossidae
Gene: tube1
Product: tubulin, epsilon 1
Exons: 12
Coding region: 118-1542 (474 amino acids)
Biological process (GO): microtubule-based process
Cellular component (GO): microtubule
Molecular function (GO): GTP binding
Source: RefSeq, a predicted model, not a curated record